Messenger RNA from Cervus elaphus (red deer), 526 nucleotides. RefSeq names its product Golgi phosphoprotein 3-like. Gene Ontology annotation, biological process: Golgi vesicle budding; retrograde vesicle-mediated transport, Golgi to endoplasmic reticulum; Golgi organization. Bases 1 to 483 code for a protein of 160 amino acids. Gene Ontology annotation, cellular component: trans-Golgi network; cytosol; Golgi cisterna. The transcript has 2 exons. Gene Ontology annotation, molecular function: phosphatidylinositol-4-phosphate binding. Lineage: Eukaryota; Metazoa; Chordata; Mammalia; Artiodactyla; Cervidae. The record is from RefSeq and is a predicted model, not a curated record.
AUGGUGGAGACACCUGAUAAACCCUCCCACAGCCAGGCGAUCAAGGUCUACAUCAACAGUGAGACGUUGAAUUCACUAAAACUGCAUUUUCCGUUAAGACACGUGCGGGAACGAUUAGCUAAAAACCUGGUAGAAAAGGGCGUGCUGACCACAGAGAAACAGAACUUCCUCCUCUUUGACAUGACGACGCACCCCCUCACCAACAACAACAUUAAGCAGCGCCUCAUCAAGAAGGUGCAGGAAGCCGUUCUCGACAAGUGGGUGAACGACCCUCACCGCAUGGACAAGCGCCUGCUGGCCCUCAUCUACCUGGCCCACGCCUCCGACGUCCUGGAGAACGCGUUCGCGCCCCUGCUGGACGAGCAGUACGAUGUAGCCACCAAGCGGGUGCGGCAGCUCCUGGACUUGGACCCCGAGGUGGAGUGUCUGAAGGCCGGGACCAACGAGGUGCUGUGGGCGGUGGUGGCGGCCUUCACCAAGUGACCCUGCCCCGAACCACGCCUCCCCUUUUCUCUCUCGGGAACCA